This is a messenger RNA of Bathycoccus prasinos, 3711 nucleotides long. Its product is annotated as pre-mRNA-splicing factor ATP-dependent RNA helicase PRP16. Gene Ontology annotation, cellular component: spliceosomal complex; intracellular anatomical structure. The transcript has a single exon. The record is from RefSeq and is a predicted model, not a curated record. Gene Ontology annotation, molecular function: RNA binding; ATP binding. Gene Ontology annotation, biological process: mRNA splicing, via spliceosome. Bases 1 to 3711 code for a protein of 1236 amino acids. NCBI's taxonomy places the organism in Eukaryota, Viridiplantae, Chlorophyta, Mamiellophyceae, Mamiellales, Bathycoccaceae.
AUGAAUUCGCGAGGGAGGGAAGACGACAAGAACAACGGCGAGAAGGACUCAUCCUCCGUCCACUGGGGGAAAAGAAGGUUCGAGAACGGGGAAGAAAAAAUCACGCAAAAUCACAAACGAAAAUUACGCAAAGAAACGCCGUCGUACCACGGCGGCGUGGACGAUGUCACGCGACAACGCAUCGAAGACCGAAAGAAGAAACAACCCGGACACAACAGAGGGAUCGAAUCUUUAAACGAAAAACGGCACGGACGAGGAGGAAAAGGAGAAGGGCGGUUUGAUAAUAGGAACAGAAAGAGCGGCGGGAACGGUUUACGAGGAUUCGAAGACGAAGAAGACGACGGAGAGUGGGAAGAGACGCCGGCGAGACGAGCAAGGGAUAGCGGGAACGAGACGCCGUCUUUGAGGCACCUCGACGAUUCCAACGAAGACGACGAUUCUUGGACGAAUAAAGCAAAGAUGGGAUCGAUUAGCCAACCGAGCGGCGGCGGGAAUAGAAGGAGCGGGAAUAGCAACAGUUCGCAUAAGUUUUCCAUGCGCUUCGAGGCGGACGACGACGACGACGACGAUUCGGUCGCAAAGAACGUGGUAAAAGCGACGCCUUUGACGGCGACGCCGUCUUGGAAGUCCAACGAGUGGAUGAUGGAGAAGAUUACGAAGAAUCAAAAUCAAUUCGUCAAAGAAGGAGAUAAACUCACGGUUGUCGAAAACGAAGACUCGCUGGACGUGCUGGAGAAUCAACGGAUGGAAGAAGAGGCGAGGGAGGAGAAUCGAUUAGGGAAUACAAACAAAGAUUUAGAUCGCGCGUGGUACGACGACGACGAAGGUGGGGGUGGACACGGCGACGCCUUCGAUCCGUUCGGAGAAAAAACAGACGUGAAGUCAAAAGAACGCUUCGAGAGGAAACAGUUGGAGUACGCGAAACGGUUAACCAGAGCGGACGGGUCGUUGAUGACGCUGGCAAAUUCCGCGCGAUUUUCACAAAUUCAUAAAGACCACGCGACGUGGGAAGAAAACAGAAUGUUAACGUCUGGCGUCGCUCGCGUGAAAGAAAUCGAUUUGAUGGCGCAAGACGAAGAUUUCGGCGAAGAGAAGGCGAUUUUGUUAGUGCACGAUACGAAGCCGCCGUUUUUGCAAGGGAAAAGAGCCUUCGCGAAAGCGCAAGAGGCGUCGUUGCCAGUGAAAGAUCAAACGAGCGACAUGGCGAUGAUUGCGAGGAAAGGGUCCAACUUAGUUAAAGAAGUUCGAAUGAAAAGGGACGAGAAUAAAAGUCGCGAUCGGUUUUGGGACGUGAAAAACUCGAAAAUCGGCGACAUCACCGGAACGACAAACGAAGAAGACAAAAUCGCGGAAGAACAAAAGAUGAAAGAAGAUGAGGAAAUGCGCAAGCGUGGGGAGAAGAAUGACGUCGUUGGUAAAGACGGCGAGAUUGAUUUCAAAGCGGAUUCAAAGUUUGCGGACGCGAUGAAGGAAAAAUCUGAAGCCCAAUCGGAUUUCGCCAAGUCAAAAACGAUGAAAGAACAGAGAGAAUUUUUACCCGUGUAUAAGUGUAAAGCAGAUUUAAUGUCGGUGAUUCGCGAGAAUCAAAUUGUUGUCGUCGUUGGUGAGACUGGAUCGGGGAAAACCACGCAAAUGACGCAGUACAUGCACGAGGCCGGGUACACCACGUUUGGUAUGGUUGGGUGCACGCAGCCGAGACGAGUAGCCGCGAUGUCUGUAGCGAAGAGAGUUUCCGAGGAAUUCGGGUGCGAACUAGGUCGAGAAGUUGGGUACGCGAUUCGUUUUGAAGAUUGCACGAGUUCAGAUACAAUUAUCAAGUACAUGACUGAUGGCGUCUUGCUGAGAGAAACGCUCAGAGAUUCCGAUUUGGACGAGUAUUCCGCGAUUAUCAUGGACGAAGCGCACGAGAGAAGUUUGCACACGGAUGUACUUUUCGGUAUUUUGAAGAAAGUUGUCGCGAGGCGAAGAGAUUUCAAGUUAAUUGUUACGUCAGCGACGCUAAACGCGUCGAGAUUUUCGGAUUUUUUCGGUAACGUUCCAGUAUUUAACAUUCCUGGCCGAACGUUUCCAGUUGAAAUCAUGUACAGUAAAACGCCCGUGGAAGAUUACGUAGAAGGCGCCGUGAAACAAGCGUUGGCUAUUCACAUGUCUUACCCUCCCGGUGACAUUUUGCUUUUCAUGACUGGCCAAGAAGAAAUUGAAACCGCAUGUUACGCGUUGGAAGAACGUAUCGCUGAGCUCGAAGCAGACGCCGAAGGGCAGACGAAAAUCCCUCCGUUGGCUGUGUUGCCGAUUUAUUCGCAACUGCCUUCGGAUUUACAAGCAAAGAUUUUUCAGUCCGCGGAGAAAGGCCAUCGUAAGUGCAUCGUUUCUACGAAUAUUGCGGAAACGUCGUUGACGCUAGAUGGCGUGAAAUACGUCGUCGAUACGGGUUACUGUAAGUUGAGUGUGUAUAAUCCUCGAGUAGGUAUGAACGCGUUGCAAGUGUUCCCGUGUUCUCAAGCGGCGGUGAAUCAACGUUCGGGAAGAGCCGGGAGAACCGGUCCCGGAAUAACCUAUCGCUUAUACACGGAAAUGGCGUACAAAUACGAGCUCUUGUCGACGACUGUUCCGGAAAUUCAACGGACGAACCUCGGCAACGUCGUUUUGCUCUUGAAAUCGCUCAACAUUGAAAAUCUGUUAGAUUUCGAUUUCAUGGAUCCGCCGCCGAAGGAAAACAUUUUGAACUCAAUGUACCAGCUAUGGAUUCUCGGUGCGUUGGAUAACGUCGGCGGCUUGACAAAACUUGGUUCGAAAAUGGUCGAGUUCCCCGUCGAUCCUCCGUUAGCCGCGACUUUGUUGAAAGCCGAAUCACUCGGGUGUUCCAACGAAAUCUUAACCGUCAUUUCAAUGCUCUCCGUCCCUUCCGUUUUCUUUCGCCCGAAAGAUCGCGAAGAAGAGUCCGACGCCAUGCGCGAAAAAUUUUUCGUUCCAGAAAGCGACCAUUUAACGCUUUUAAACGUCUAUCAGCAAUGGAAAACGAACGGUUAUCGCAACGAUUGGUGCAACAAGCAUUACAUUCAAGGUAAAGGCAUGAAGAAAGCGAGAGAAGUACGCGCGCAGCUCGCGGAUAUCAUGAAGUCGCAAAAGGUGCAGUUGACCACGUGCGGCUCGGAUUGGGAUGUCUGCCGACGCGCUUUGUGCGCGUCGUAUUUCCAUCAAGCCGGUCGUUUACGUGGUAUCGGCGAAUAUGUGAACUGCCGAAACGGUAUGCCGUGUCAUUUGCACCCUUCCUCUGCGUUGUACGGACUAGGUUACACUCCCGAUUACGUGUGCUACCAUGAAAUCGUAAUGACGAGUAAGGAAUACAUGCAAUGCGUGACGGCGGUGGAGCCAGAGUGGUUGGGAGAAUUCGGGCCCAUGUUUUACACGCUGAAAAAAUCACACUCGUCGUUGGCGCAAUCGAAAGCGAAGCAAAGAGAAGAGAAGGAGAAGAUGAAGAUGGAAAUGAAGCAGAAAAAAGAGCUCGAAAACGCAGAGAAGAGGAAAAUCCAGGAAAAGAUGGAGGCGAAGAUUGAGAGAGAGUCGAGAAAGAUCGUCACGCCAGGAGGAACUGGUUUACGCGCGAGUGGUGCGUCGUCUUCUAUUUCCGGUGGUGGCUCGAAGUUUCGAACGCCGUCCUCGAAACGGCCCGGGACGGGUGGGAAGACGCCGAGACGUUUCGGGUUGUAA